AUGCCAAAUAUUGUGGUUGUUGGCGCGGGAGUGUCCGGUUUGACGACCGCUUUACUCUUAUCCCAAAAUCCCAAUUUCAAAGUCACCAUUGUUGCAAAGCAUAUGCCCGGUGAUUACGACAUUGAAUAUACAUCUCCGUGGGCUGGUGCAAAUUAUCUUCCGGUAUCAAAUGCAUCCGACUGUAGAUGGGAGAAGCGAACAUGGUAUGAACUCGCAAGACUAGCGAAAGAUGUCCCAGAAGCCGGCAUUCAUUUCCAAAACACUGUGAUUUUGAAUCGCAAUAAAGAUGCCCAAGGAAUUACAGGUCAAUGGUUCAACGAGUUACUCUCCACUGAUCCUUGGUUCAAAGAUGUUGUCCCUGAUUUCCGUGUAUUACCACAAAAUGAGAUCCCUGCUGGUGCGGACAGCGCAACCGCAUUCACAUCAGUUUGCAUUAACACGGCCGUGUAUCUAUCUUACCUCGUCGGUCAAUGUCUAAAGAAUGGUGUUGUACUUCAACGCAGCAUCAUUAGUCACAUAUCCGAAGCCGGCGAUCUACAUCACUCUGGGAGCAAAGCUGAUGUGGUCGUGAACUGUACAGGUCUUUUAGCCUCGAAACUCGGUGGCGUGAUGGACAAAGAUGUCAUUCCCGUUCGAGGUCAAAUCGUACUCGUACGUAACGAUCCUGGUGUUAUGCUAACAAUUUCCGGUACCGACGACGGAGACGAUGAGGUAUGUUAUAUCAUGAAACGUGCAGCUGGCGGUGGGACGAUUCUAGGAGGCACAUACCAAAAAGGAAACUGGGAGUCCCAGCCGUGUCCGAACCAGGCUAUGCGAAUCAUGAAGCGUGCUGUGGAGUUAUGUCCUGCUUUGACGAAUGGAAAAGGUAUUGAGGCAUUGAGUGUCAUACGUCAUGGAGUGGGACUACGACCAUUGAGAUUGAGUGGGGUUAGGAUUGAGAAGGAGAAGAUUGAUUCUACAUGGGUGGUUCAUAAUUAUGGACAUGGGGGUUGGGGAUAUCAGGGCUCUUAUGGAUGUUCGGAGGGCACUGUGGAGCUUGUUGAAGAGGUUUUAGGAUCUAAGUCUAGACUUUGA
Botrytis byssoidea is the source of this 1074-nucleotide messenger RNA. RefSeq lists its product as uncharacterized. The record is from RefSeq and is a predicted model, not a curated record. The transcript is spliced from 4 exons. NCBI's taxonomy places the organism in Eukaryota, Fungi, Ascomycota, Leotiomycetes, Helotiales, Sclerotiniaceae. Bases 1 to 1074 code for a protein of 357 amino acids. Gene Ontology annotation, molecular function: D-amino-acid oxidase activity; FAD binding.